UCGGAAAUAACCUGUCACUUUCUCUUUCUCUCGGACUCUUCCUCACACGUCGGAAAAAGGAGGGUAAACGCCGUGGGUUCGACCAUGGGGAUCCAGUCUGGUCCGAUAGGUCUGCUGGUGGUGCUCCUCAUCUGCGCCCUGCCAGCGAGCGCCAACGAGGAGUCCCAGCUCAUCAGUCACUUGAUGAAGGGGUACAACAAGAACAUCCGGCCGGCACAGCACGUCGGGGACAAGGUGGAAGUGCGGGUGAAGCUCACGCUGACCAAUCUCAUAUCCCUGAAUGAGAAGGUGGAAACGCUCACAACAAACGUCUGGAUUGAGAUUACAUGGAAUGAUUACCGUCUGGCCUGGAACACCUCAGAAUACUACGGCAUUGACGUGGUUCGUGUUCCCUACAAUAUAGUGUGGCUCCCUGACAUAGUUCUGGAAAACAACAUUGAUGGUAAGUUUGACGUGGCCUACUAUGCCAACGUGCUCAUCUAUCCCGGUGGCUCCAUGUACUGGCUUCCUCCCGCCAUCUUCCGCAGUACCUGCGCCAUAGAGAUCACCUACUUCCCCUUCGACUGGCAGAAUUGCACCCUGAUCUUCAGGUCUCAGACUUACAGUGCCAAUGAAGUGGAGCUCAUGCUGGCCUUGGACUCAGAAACAAACCUCCCAAUCGAGUGGGUGGAUAUCGACCCUGCAGCCUUCACUGAGAACGGAGAGUGGGCCAUCAAACACCGGCCGGCAAGGAAACUGAUAAACUCGCGUUACUCGCCAGACGACCUGGAGUACCAGGAGGUGUACUUCAACCUGAUCAUCCAGAGGAAGCCCCUCUUCUACAUCAUCAACAUUAUCCUGCCCUGCUCCCUCAUGUCCUCCCUGGUGGUGCUUGCCUAUUUCCUGCCUGCACAGGCGGGUGGACAGAAGUUGACAGUGUCCAUCUCUGUCCUACUGGCUCAGACUGUCUUCCUCUUUCUCAUCGCUCAGAAGGUUCCAGAAACUUCCCUCUCUGUCCCUCUCAUUGGGAAGUACCUGAUCUUCGUCAUGUCUGUAACCACCCUCAUCGUCACCAACUGCAUCAUCGUGUUGAACUACUCUCUUCGCAGUCCCAGCACUCACAAGAUGUCCCGCACCAUCAAGCAUGUGUUCCUGGAGGUGGUCCCGCGCUUCCUGGGGAUGGCCGCCCUGGUGGAGGACAGCGAGGAGCAGAUCAACGGUGGGCCGCGGGCCAUAGCGGAACGCCGCCGAAGCUCCUUCCGGCUCAUCCAGCGCGCCGAGGAGUACGUGCUGAAACAACCGCGCAGCGAGAUGAUGUUUGACCUGCAGAGGGAGCGGCACGGCCUUUCCGGAGCAUUCAUGGAUGGCGCUAACGUGGGUGUGACAGCCAGUCUGUACAAGAGUCUGGCUCAAGCUGCCCCAGAGAUCAAGGAAUGUGUGGAUGCCUGCAACUUCAUUGCUGACAGAACCAGGCAGCAAAAUGACACAGGAUCUGAGAUGGAGAGCUGGGUCCUGAUUGGGAAGAUGAUUGACAAGGUGUGCUUCUGGGCAGCCAUCUUCCUCUUCUCCAUCGGGACUGUGGCCAUCUUCCUCAUGGGACACUUCAACCAGGUUCCUGAGUUCCCCUUCCCUGGGGAGGACAAGCGGUACACCCCCCCGCCCGAUUCCACAUGAUCACCAGCCAUGUGUGGCCCUGACCAUGGACUGGGAAGGGAGGAGGACAUUGUGUCCACACUCUUUUCUUCUAGAGUCACUCCUGAGUUGUCUCUCAUUAUAGUUCUUACUCCCCCUUUAUAAAGUCUUUGUACUGUAAAAUGUUAAUAAUUGUUUUACAUUUACCUGGCAGACAUAGCAAAAGUGUCUCACACAGUUUACAGUUCUUCUUCCAGUUAUAUAUCCAGCUGUGUAUUUCCAUGACAUUUCUACAUGUGUGUUCUUUGGCCAAAAAUUCAACAGCAGGACAACAGCUCUGAGCGCUGCACAGCACAUACGACAUUUACAUUUAUUUAUUCAGCAGAUGCUUUUCUCCAAAGCGACCUCCAAUGAACUC
Molecule: messenger RNA, 2029 nt
Organism: Scleropages formosus (Asian bonytongue)
Lineage: Eukaryota; Metazoa; Chordata; Actinopteri; Osteoglossiformes; Osteoglossidae
Gene: chrne
Product: cholinergic receptor, nicotinic, epsilon
Exons: 12
Coding region: 85-1653 (522 amino acids)
Biological process (GO): monoatomic ion transmembrane transport
Cellular component (GO): postsynaptic membrane
Molecular function (GO): transmembrane signaling receptor activity; acetylcholine-gated monoatomic cation-selective channel activity
Source: RefSeq, a predicted model, not a curated record